AGCAACUCUUUAUCUCAUUGGCGGAAGGUUGGGAGGGGAGUGACUGAUUAAUACAAGCCACGAAUGAUCACAUUUUGAUCUUUUGUACAGUGUUUCCAGACUCCAUAGACUGUCAAAGUACUGACUCGGGCAGUGACUGGGAUAUAGUUACAACCAUGGCAGAUUCUCAAGUUACAUCCAGUAAAACAUAGAGAUGUCCAUCUUGGGUAAAGCAGAGUUUGGUGUGACAACGUUCUUUGCGGCCAGCCACCCGAAUGACAAGUGUGGUGCGAAUGGUUUGCCGUUGACACCAAACUCCAUCAAAGUUUUCGGACAGUUCCAGGUUCUGAAGACGCUUGAACACCCACGUAUCUGUAGAUACCAAGAUAUCGCCAAGAUAAAACAUGAAAGGCUAAUUGUUGUUGCAGAAUACUACAAGAAAAAUCUUGAAAAUAUUUAUCGACAAGGAACAUUUGCAAAUGAGCCAGCUUUAUUGGACUUGGCAUUCCAGAUUAUUCAGGGGUUGGAGUAUAUCCACAAAAAAGGCAUAACACAUAGAAAUCUUUCUCCUAGAAAUAUUCUCUUUGAUGCUGAGGGAGGAGUCAAAUUGGCCGAGUAUGGCUUGUAUUAUAUGACAAACGGCGGCACGUCUGUUUCCUUCCCCAUUGGAGAUCCCCGGUUUAUGCCCCCUGAAGUAUUUUGUCAAGGGCCAACAGAGGUCCAUGCAGAUGAUGGACUUCAGCCAGACACUACAAUAAACUCCGGACCUAAAGCAGACAGUUGGAUGCUGGGAAUCAUUUUAAUGCAGGCAUUUACAAAAAAACGAUUCUGGUCUGAUUUAUCGCUGAAGGGAUGUCUUGAAAAGCUAUUUUCCUUGCUGAAUUCAGAUAUGCAUCCACUAGAUUACCUAGCUAAAGAUCAGAAUAUUGAACAACAAAUUCAUGAGCUGUCCAAAGAUGCAUUAGACUUCCUGAGGAUGUGUCUGUUUGUCUCACCCUCAAGAAGACUGAGUGCCAUGGAGCUCAAGAAACAUCCAGUGUUCAAACAACAUCGCUCUUCUGAGUUACCACACAAGAAUGGCUUUACAUUAUUUUCUUCCCGUCUGCGAUGUCUGGAUCUGGAGUUACCUGUGUAUGAUGAGGAAGCUAUGGCCGCAGAUUGGGAUGAUGACCACCUGUCCCAGAGGUCAAUGGACGAGGUCUACUAUUUAUGGCAUCUUGCUGGUGGCCAUCUUGAAACAUACCUCAAAAAGGCAGAGUUGAUCAAAACUCAACCUCCUAUCAAUCUUUUGCCAUGUUUGGCUAUUCCUGAAGGUGACAUGUUUGGACAGGUGCGUGACACGGCCGAACUCAUGGAUAUGACUUGUAUAGUCUUGUCUCAAGAACAACUCAGAGAUAGGUUAAAAAGCAUAGAAGACACAGCUUACUACCCACUGUUAGAAGAUGAAUCAAAUGUCAAUUACGGUGCCAGUCUUCCGACAUCACCAAGUAGCGGAGAUCUUACAGAGACAGCCAGCCUGCCUCUUGUCAUCAAGGAAAAAGACAUUGAAUACCAGUUUCAUCGUAUUAUCCUGUAUGAGCGGCUGCUGAAAGCAUACCCGUACAAAUGUACGUACAUCUGGAAGGAAGCUCGUCUGGAUAUACCGCCACUCGUUAGACCUUACGUCUGGGCUGCAUUGCUGGAAAUUGAGGGAGACAUUGAAGGGAGAUAUGACUCCAUCGAUAAGGAAACUCCAAACUCAACAGACAGACAGAUUGAGGUUGAUAUUCCACGAUGCCAUCAGUACCAUGAACUUCUGUCCUCGCCAACCGCCCAUAACAAGUUUCACCGCAUCUUGAAGGCAUGGGUUGUUAGCCACCCAGAGUAUGUGUACUGGCAAGGUCUCGAUUCACUCUGUGCACCAUUCCUGGCACUUAACUUUAACAACGAAGCUCUAGCAUUUUCCUGUUUAUCAGCUUUUAUUCCGAAAUAUCUGCACAAGUUUUUUCUGAAAGACAAUUCUGCUGUAAUUCAAGAAUACCUGGCUGUGUUUGCUCAUCUGAUCACAUUCCAUGACCCAGAGUUAAGCAACCAUCUUGAUGGCAUUGGCUUCAUUCCAGAUUUAUAUGCUAUUCCCUGGUUCCUGACAAUGUAUGCUCAUGUGUUUCCACUACACAAGAUAGUUCAUUUAUGGGACACCCUGUUGCUAGGCAACUCAUCCUUCCCACUGUGUAUUGGGGUUGCAAUUCUACAGCAACUUCGUGACAAUCUUUUGUCUUUUGGAUUCAAUGAGUGCAUCUUGCUGUUCUCUGACAUGCCUGAAAUUGACAUCGGUCGCUGUGUUCAAGAUUCCAUCAAAAUAUUCUGUGGAUCUCCGAAGAGUGCAACAUUUCGACAGCAUGCCAGACCACCAAGAAAACCAAAGUCUGAGAUGAGACCCAACCUGUCUUACUACAGCCGUGAUUAUCAUGAACAACCAUGCACAGAGCUGUCCAUGGAAGCAGUCCCAGUGGAGGAGCUGAAGGUGGAGAAGAGUCCGAGGAUAUCGGCCGAGGAUCUCAUAGAGCUGGGAGAGCUCCAGGGGACAGCACUCUCCCGCAGUCCUACCAAGAAGAAACACAACAGCAAGCCCAUGAUUCUCGUCAUUGACGUCCGCAGUCAGGAUGAAUACCAGCGAGGCACAAUACCUGGCAGUAUUAACAUUCCGUUUCAAACGGCCUUCUCACCAGAGGGAGAACUAGUCCGAAGUCCGGCUGUCGAUCUUCUUAAUGCGAGGAAAGGACAAGUCAAAGUGAUUAUUGGCAACAGGGGAAGAAAUGCUGCUAAUUUUGCCAACGAGCUGAUUCGACUGGGUUACCCCCGUGUUUGUGUGCUGCACAAAGGAAUUGAUGUGCUGCGUCCUACAGGAUUGCUAACAGUGCCACCUGCAGAUCUGUGAUUGGGAAAAUUCACUUAUGUUUUGUCAGUGAAAUAUACAGUGCUUUCACCGAGUAUAUACUGAUGGUGGAAUAAAAUAAAACAUAUCAUUCGUAGAAGAAUAUUCUAAAAUUACAGACCAAUUUGUCAGUGGUGUUGAAUGAGCAGUUAAUCGAUAUGAAGAGUUUCAUCGCAAAACAUGAUAAACGCCAUAUUAAAAACCAUUGUGCGAACACCACUCAGACAAAUGCAAGUUCAAAUUCAGUUUUCAGCAAAGUGCGAUAUGAUUGUCUGAGGAUAUAUUGCAGAUUGCAGAGAAACUGGCGUAGUGUUUAUGGUGGUUUGGAAUAAAAUGUUUUUAGGAUCGGGUGUGUAUAGUGGCGUUUAUCACGUUAUGCGAUGAAACUCUUCAUAUGAUCCUGGAAUAUAGAAAGUAGCUUCAGGUUUCAAAACAUUUCAUUAAAAUUUUCUUACCAGAAAAAUAUGGUGGAUCAUCAGAAUAAUAAGGAAAGCAUGAUGGUCCAUGAGUUGUAACAAAAACAAUGAUCUGUGUCUCAAAGAAACUAGUGACAAUAUGGAUGAAAAUUAUAGGAUUGGUUAUCUAGCAUUUUACAAAAACAGUUUUGUGUAGAAUCAUGUUUCCAUUUAUAAAUUAAACAAGAACCAGUUGGUGCCUUCCUUAUUUUGCAAAGCUUCCAGCAGAAAUUGUUUGCUAGGCUCUUCUGCUUUUGUAUCAGUUUUUAGAAUUCAGUUUCAGUUUCAAAAGUAACUUUUCAACACAGGAAACAUGGGACUCGAAACAGUUACUGGACUUGUUUUAUAUUUGCAUAAGGUUGGCACUGCUGGUGGAGCCAAAACCAACGUGUGGAGUGUGAAACCCAUCUGUGCCAGUGAAGUAACAAUAUUGGUCACAGACUAGGCUGUUAUAAAUGGUAGAAUUUAAUCAUGUAGGCAAAGCAAAAAGAUUUCUUAACAUUUUAUAUUAAAUAGUAUUUUUACGGGAUCCUUCCCCACAAAAACCCCUCAAAACAUUUUAUAUUAAACAAACAUUUUUCACAAGACCUUACCCCAAACUCUCCAAAAAACCCAAUCCAUUGCUGGCACAGUGGUUUCACAAUUCAAAAUAUUAUUUGCAAUUUUGUUUAAAAACUGUAUUAUUAUUACAGGUUAUCUGCUUUAAAUUAAUUAACAAGCUUUAAUUAAAAUAAUACAUUAAUUUAAUGUAUUGUUUUAAUAAAAGUAUUUAUUGUAAUGGGAUGGUGGUAAAGUAUAUAUAAUAUGACGUUUCAAUCUGCAUCAGUGGAUCUCAACUGGUAAAUUUUCUAACAAACUGAACAGCACACACCACAACCUUUGAUAUACAGUACUAGUUAUGGGCAUUAGGACAUCAGGACCCAUAUUCACAAAAAAGUGUAAAUUUACGUCUACGACUAGCACUUACGUGUGCCGUAGAUUUACGUUUACGUGCAAGAAGCACCUUAUUCUCAAAGAUGGUCGUAAAU
This is a messenger RNA of Gigantopelta aegis, 4376 nucleotides long. Its product is annotated as TBC domain-containing protein kinase-like protein. The transcript has 26 exons. Gene Ontology annotation, molecular function: protein kinase activity; ATP binding. Lineage: Eukaryota; Metazoa; Mollusca; Gastropoda; Neomphalida; Peltospiridae. The record is from RefSeq and is a predicted model, not a curated record. Gene Ontology annotation, biological process: protein phosphorylation. Bases 194 to 2896 code for a protein of 900 amino acids.